GCCUCUGCCCUCCCCGCGCGCUCAUGCCAUCGUCCUUUACCUUCCGGGCCGCCGCCGCCUCCUGGCGCUCCCCAGUCCCGUUGCCGAACCCUCUCUCCUUCACCCGGGAGCCCGGACAGCGGCUCGUAGGAGGAGCAGGAGCAGGAUGGAUGUGCUGAGGCCGCCCUUGAUAAGGAUCGGGGGCCGAGUGUACCGCAAAAACCUCAUCCAGGAGCAGCCCGUCCCACACGAGGAGGAGGAGGACUUCUGUGCAGGCCCCGGUGAGGGCGCGGACGAGCCCUGCGAUGCCUUUGUGGUGGAGGAGACCGAGCGAGGCUUCCAGAGCCGCCUGGAGGUUCCCAGCCCCCUGUACAAGUACAUCAUUGGGAAGAAAGGGGAAACCAAGAAGAGGCUAGAAACAGAGACUCGAACCUCCAUCAGCAUUCCCAAGCCUGGAGUGGAGGGAGAAAUUGUGAUCACGGGGCAGCAGCGGAGCGGGGUCAUCUCUGCGCGGACGCGGCUCGAGGUGCUCCUGGACAGCUUCCGCAGGAGACAGCCCUUCACACACUUCCUGUCCCUGCCCCUCAACCAGCCUGCCAUCCAGCAGAGCUUCCUGCACUUCAAGGAGGAGGUGCUGCACAAAUGCUCUAAGGAUCACGGGGUCAGCAGCAGCCUGUUCCAGAACCCUGCAAAGCUCCACCUGACUAUCGGGACGCUGGUGCUCCUGAACGAACAAGAGAUCCAGAGAGCCUGUGACCUCCUGCAGCAGUGCAAAGAGGACUUUGUGGACCAAAUUACUGGAGGCCAGCCCCUGACAGUGGAGGUGGCAGGAGUGGAGUACAUGAACGAUGACCCUGCCAUGACAGAUGUCCUUUAUGCCAAAGUCCACAUGAAGGAUGGCUCAGACAGGUUGCAGAUGCUGGCUGAUCAGCUGGUGGAGCGCUUUGUGGCCUCUGGCCUGAUGCUUAAAGAGUGGGACAGGGUGAAGCUGCAUGCCACAGUCAUGAACACUCUCUUCAGGAAAGAUCCAACUGAAGAACGAAGCAACACAAUGCCUGGUAAAUCAUCUUUCAAGGAGCGGGAGUCAUUUAAUGGCCAGAAUAUCCUCAAGCUCUUUGAGAACUUCCACUUCGGGGAGGUGCAGCUGGACUCGGUGCGUCUCUCCCAGAGGUUCUCCUCGGACGCCUCUGGCUACUACGCCACAUCUGGGCAGCUGUGCUUCUCUUGAGGCGGCCAUGGCGGGUCUGCUGUGGGCAUGAUCCCUCAGUGAAAGGUUUUAUAGGACAUGAAUCUUCGAUGGAAACCUGGGAACUCCAAGCUGGGAUGCCUUGUGACUCCUCCAAAGCAUGGGAACCAUGGUAUUUCCCUGCAGCUUUUUCUGCUGCCCUCUUCUUUGAGGCUGCCUUCCUCCUUCUUCCCCCAAACAUCACAAAGUUUCCUCUUUGAUGUCUGUGGAUUGCUGGUUUUCUAAGGAAACGACUAGAACUGGGGCUUUUGGGGCAUCACUGGUGUUUAAAUGUGGGGUUUUUUAUAGAAGAGGGAAGUUUGUUCUUAAAAUAAGUAUUUAAAAUCCAGGAGAGCUUCACCGGAGCACGAUUUAAUGAUAUUGAGGUCAGGCAUUGCUUGGAUCUCCAGCAGCGUGCCUGUGUGAUGUGGAUCUCCAAAUAAAUUAAUUCCCUUCAAAAGCAAAGUGUUUAUCUCCUGUUGCAUUGAUAGUUUCUGUAAUUAAACUUCCAGCACAGCACAUAACUAUGAUAAUAAGAAAGCACUGACGGUUAGAGCUCUUUCCAGUGACCGUUUCAGAGCGUGUCAAAAAACAUAUGCCUUGUAGGUGGUUUCUCCAUUAAAAGCAGCACCAAGCUC
This is a messenger RNA of Zonotrichia leucophrys gambelii, 1842 nucleotides long. It is a transcript of the gene ASCC1, whose product is annotated as activating signal cointegrator 1 complex subunit 1. Bases 146 to 1207 code for a protein of 353 amino acids. Gene Ontology annotation, biological process: DNA alkylation repair; regulation of DNA-templated transcription. The transcript is spliced from 10 exons. Lineage: Eukaryota; Metazoa; Chordata; Aves; Passeriformes; Passerellidae. Gene Ontology annotation, molecular function: RNA binding. The record is from RefSeq and is a predicted model, not a curated record. Gene Ontology annotation, cellular component: nucleus.